CUUCAAUUUCGGCGGCGGCGGCGGCGGGGAGCCGUUUGGGGUUGCGCGCAGGACGUGUAUGAUACAGAAAGUGUUGGAAGGACCUUUAUAUGAGAAACCAAACUAAGCUGGACAAGACGCAAUAAGCAGUAGAAAAGCAUAGCCUGUGAUCAUGACGACCGAAGUUGGCUCAGAAGCUGAAGUAAAGAAAGAGGCUGAGAAGCUGGAGCCAGACACUGCCAAGGAAAAGCCUGAGGAGGCCUCGGAGAGUCUAGAAAAUCAAAAAACUGAAGAAACAGAAGAGACACAAGAUUCUUCCUCUUCCCCAGUACCAACUAGCCAAAGCAGCCCAACUAGCCGGAAGGAGAGAGAUCCGUCUGAAGGCAAGGGUAUUUCUCGCUUCCUCCCCCCAUGGCUUAAGAAACAGAAAUCCUAUAGCUUAGCAGAGCCCAAAGAUGAAGCUAAGAAAAAGGCUGAGGGUGAUGAACAUGCUGAAGAAUGUGAACGUCAGUUUCCAGAGGAGGUGGCUGAGCUGAAGGGAGAAGAAGCAGCUGAGAACCAUCAGACUAAGACAGACGACAAGGAGGAAGAAAAGCACUCUGUUAGUAGUGCUGAGACCCAGCCAGCUAAGGAAGACAGUAAAGAGAUUGAAGUAGAAAAGGUUACAGAAGAACCAGAUGAAAAACUAGAAGAAGAAACAGGAAAAAGGGAGACCAAAGAGGUGCAGACAGCUGAAAUCAAAAUGGAGAAAGCUCCUCAAAAAGCUCCUAAGAAGAUUAAAACCGUACAGUGUAAAGUGAUGCUCCUGGAUGGCACAGAAUACAGCUGUGACCUAGAGAAACGAGCUAAGGGUCAGGUGCUAUUUGACAGGGUGUGUGAACAUCUCAAUUUAUUGGAAAAGGACUAUUUUGGCCUGCUGUUUUAUGAAAACUCAGAUCAGAAGAACUGGUUAGACUCAUCAAAGGAAAUUAAGAGGCAAAUUCGCAAUUUGCCUUGGCUCUUCACAUUUCAUGUAAAGUUUUAUCCUCCUGACCCUUCUCAGUUGACAGAAGACAUUACCAGAUAUUUCUUGUGCUUACAGCUUCGUCAGGAUAUUGUUUCUGGUCGACUGCCAUGUUCGUUUGUGACUCAUGCCCUCCUUGGUUCAUAUACCCUGCAGGCCGAGCUAGGUGAUUAUGAUCCAGAAGAGCAUAACAGUGAUUACAUCAGCGAAUUUCAGUUUGCCCCCAAUCAAACGAAAGAGAUGGAGGACAAAGUAGUUGAACUGCACAAGACACAUAGGGGCUUGACUCCAGCACAAGCAGAUUCUCAGUUCCUAGAAAAUGCCAAGAGACUUUCCAUGUAUGGAGUGGAUUUACAUCAUGCCAAGGAUUCUGAAGGUGUGGAUAUCAUGCUGGGGGUAUGUGCUAAUGGUCUACUUAUUUACAAGGACAGACUUAGAAUCAAUCGCUUUGCUUGGCCCAAAAUUUUGAAAAUCUCCUAUAAACGCAGCAACUUCUAUAUCAAAGUCAGGCCAGCUGAGUUGGAACAAUUUGAGAGCACUAUUGGGUUCAAACUGCCAAACCAUCGGGCUGCUAAAAGGUUAUGGAAGGUUUGUGUGGAGCACCAUACUUUCUUCAGACUGAUAUCACCAGAACAGCCUGCGAAGGCAAAAUUCCUGACCUUGGGUUCCAAGUUCCGUUACAGCGGUCGCACGCAAGCACAGACACGGCAAGCUAGCAACCUUAUAGAUAGACCAGCCCCAUAUUUUGAGCGUACCUCAAGCAAGCGUAUCUCCAGGAGUCUUGAUGGGGCUCCCGUAGGUAUUACAGACCAAAGUCUGCUAAGGGACUUCUCUGCUACCACAGCAGGACCCACUGGUGAUGAAGCUGCUGUCCUAGCCAAAUUAAAAAAUGGGGAAGGUAGAGAGGAAGAUGGAAGCCCAAUUAAAUCCCCACCGUUGGAACUGACCCAGGAUGGAAAGAACAAUUCCUUGAAAGUAGACGGGGAAAAUAUUUAUGUCAGACAUAGCAAUUUAAUGUUGGAGGACCUGGAUAAGACCCAGGACGACUUACUGAAACAUCAGGCUAGCAUUAGUGAACUCAAGCGCAAUUUCAUGGAAUCCACACCUGAGCCACGCCCCAAUGAAUGGGAAAAGCGGCGUAUCACACCUCUGUCUCUACAGACACAAGGGCAAAAAGGAGACCACAUUUUCCAAGGGGAAAUACUGCCUAUAAAACAGAUGCAAUGGGCUGCAGCAACAGGGAUUACUGAAGCAAAACCAGAAGAAACGGGCAAGAGCCUAGAAGAAGAAAUAACAUCAAUUUUAUUUAGUAAAGAGGGCUUUUCCACUAGCGUGAAAUCUACCUUCUCUUCAGCCACGAUAUGGACACCAGAGGGCACUGUUGGGAAAGAUAAUGUACCUUCUGAAAUGCUUUCUGCCUCACCCUUCUCACAGCUGCCUGAGAAAGUUGGUCCCAGAGCAGAAGGGCCUUGCAGUGGAGCCAGAGAUGCUGAUAAGAGUUCACAUGAGUUUCUGAGCGUAGUGGAGGAGAAGAAACGGGCAGAGGUUGGGAUAGAAGAGACAGUAGUCAUAAAUGAAAUCAACGAAGGGAAAAUACAAGUUGCCAUUGAUGGUGGGGAGCCCUGUAAGGUGGAACAGCUAUCAAAAAAGGACUCCUCAUCAGCAUCAUCAGAGAGCAGCAGCAGUAGUGAGAGUGAAGAUGAAGAGGUUGGAGAAUACCAGCCAAACCAUCGAGUCACAGAAGAUGUCAUUAGGGAAGAAAAAGAAGAAAAUGAAGAUGCUAAAGAAGUGGAAGGGUGUACGGCAAAGGUGGUACAAUGUGUGGAACCUGUAAUAGAGGGCAGUAAAGAAAAAGUAUCAAUUGAGCAUGCACAAGUUGCAGAAGAGAGUUUGGUUGAGGGAAAUGCAGUUUCUGGAACUCCAGAAGAGAAGAGUUUUAUAGAAGAGGCAAAACAAGACCUGCGAGAAGAGAGGGAGGAAGAACAGCUCAAAAUAAAUGGAGAUCUAUCUCACAUUGGCAUUGAUGUCAAGCCACAAAUAAUUUGUUGUUCUGAGCCUCCAGUAGUAAAAACAGAGAUGGUGACCAUUUCAGAUGCUACACAAAGAACUGAAAUCUCCACCAAGGAAGUUCCAAUUGUCCAAACAGAGACUAAAACCAUCACAUAUGAGUCUCCACAGCUUGAUGGCAGUGCAGGUGGGGAUGCUGGUGUACUGUUGAGUGCACAGACUAUUACAUCAGAAUCUGUUUCUACAACUACAACUACACACAUCACUAAGACGGUGAAAGGUGGUGUAUCAGAAACAAGGAUUGAGAAGCGCAUUGUCAUUACUGGCGAUGCAGAUAUUGACCAUGACCAGGCAUUGGCACAGGCAAUCAAAGAAGCCAAAGAGCAGCACCCUGAUAUGUCUGUCACAAGGGUAGUGGUACAUAAAGAAACUGAACUUGCUGAGGAAGAUGAAGGAUAAGUUCAAGAAAUUAAAAAGAGAAGCCACUCACAUUGUGACUAUGAAGAACCUUGUGACCAUUCCGAGUUGGUAACACUACCACUACACCACUGAAAUUUUCAGGUCAAGCAACAACGACCAGACACUCAAGGUUGAAAUGCCAACACCAAACUCUUUCUUAACACCCCAGGUCUAAAAUUGUUUCUCUACAGUCUUACUUGUAUCUUUCUAUAACCACUUCUUAACAUUCUUAGCUUUUUUAUGAGGUUUUAGAGGGGCUGUUUUUUUGGUUUUUUGCACAGCUAUUUGCCAUUUUUAUAGCUGUUUCUUGAUCAUAUGAAAGUGAACAAAAUGUAUUCUGGUAAACACUGUUCACUGGAACAGAUAUGCUUGUGCAGAAUGGAGAAUUUUUGACUAAUUUAGAUAUAGUUUUUUUCCAAAUAUUUCAACUGAAGUCUUACUGAAGAAACUUACAGAUUUUUUUUCAGGUAAAUAUACUUUAUCAAAUAACAAAAAAAGGACUUUUAUAAAAACAAAGCAUUUCUUAUGAUUUGAAAAAAA
This is a messenger RNA of Gavialis gangeticus (Gharial), 3988 nucleotides long. RefSeq names its product erythrocyte membrane protein band 4.1 like 2 (gene EPB41L2). The record is from RefSeq and is a predicted model, not a curated record. Gene Ontology annotation, cellular component: cytoskeleton; plasma membrane. The transcript is spliced from 24 exons. Bases 152 to 3448 code for a protein of 1098 amino acids. Lineage: Eukaryota; Metazoa; Chordata; Crocodylia; Gavialidae. Gene Ontology annotation, molecular function: structural molecule activity; actin binding. Gene Ontology annotation, biological process: cortical actin cytoskeleton organization.